Molecule: messenger RNA, 2484 nt
Organism: Penicillium cataractarum
Lineage: Eukaryota; Fungi; Ascomycota; Eurotiomycetes; Eurotiales; Aspergillaceae
Exons: 3
Coding region: 1-2484 (827 amino acids)
Biological process (GO): regulation of transcription by RNA polymerase II; DNA-templated transcription
Cellular component (GO): nucleus
Molecular function (GO): zinc ion binding; DNA-binding transcription activator activity, RNA polymerase II-specific; RNA polymerase II cis-regulatory region sequence-specific DNA binding
Source: RefSeq, a predicted model, not a curated record
AUGAGCGAUUACCACGAUUCCUUGCCUCAAGAUGAGGCCACCGACUCCGGCAGGGUCAUUCAGAGGCGGCGUCGACCCCCACUAUCCUGUACCGAAUGUCGACGACGCAAGUUAAAGUGCGAUCGAUCACUUCCAUGCGGGCAAUGCGUCCGGUCAAAAACGGCAGACUCCUGUGUCUUUGUUGGCCCUCAGCCGGGAGAGACAUCGGGAUCCUCACAGCGCAUGUCGCCCCCCGUUUCUCGCAUGCGACUACCCAGCGGUUCGGACGAGCAACCAGGCAGCACGGGUGGCAUGUUUGUUUUUGACUCAAAAAUGGGUCCCAAGACUACUUCAAAUCGUGUCUCCAAGCGUGGCCAUCAAGAUGAGCUUCAUGAGCUUCGCCAGCGACUACGCACCUUGGAGCAUGCAUUGGCAAAGCCUGGCGCUACCCUUCAAACCCCUGAGACCUCCAUUUACGAUACCUUCUCCGAGGUUACAACUUCUCAAAAUAGCGUCGAGGGCGCUGGAGUUGAUGAUCGGGUAAGAUUCUUGCCUGACUGUAGCUUCCGAGGCAAAAAGGGCAAGACGAGAUACUUCGGUCGCAGCCAUUACAGCACAACAGUAUCAUUCUUUCAAGAUAUCGGCACAUUUAUGCGUCGCAGCCACAAGAAUGUCAAGGACAAAGAGUAUAGCGAGAUGAAAAAGUUCAAGUGUGAGAUGUGGUCGCGUGAAAGUCAGGAACACCAGCGAGCCUUUCGAGAGCAGGCUUUCAAGCUCGACGAGAUGGUGCCAUCGCGAACCGUUGCCGACAGGCUGCUUCAACUCUAUCUGGACACAUUCGAGACCACCUAUCGAAUUCUGCAUGUUCCAACUUUCCUGAAACAAUAUGCCGAUUACUGGGCUAAUCCCCAAAAGCCAGACAUGGCCUUUGUUGCGCAGCUACUGGCAGUCAUGGCGGCAGGCAGCCGGUUCUACUCGCAAUCCCCAGAACACGAUGAGAGGGACACUUAUCAAAAGCCGGCAAUGAAGUGGAUCAUGGCAGUCCAGUCUUACAUUUCUUGCACUUUUGUCAGUCCUGAUAUUAAUUUCAAGAUGAUCCAGACACAGACUCUUCUCCUUGUCGCUCGACUUGCAAUUGCCAGCGAUGGCGACGUUGCCUGGGCUUCAUCGGGCUCUCUUAUUCGUUCCGCGAUGACCAUGGGACUGCACCGUGACCCAACACGCUUUCGUAAAGCGGUCACGCCAUUCUGGUCAGAGCUUCGACGUCGAUUGUGGACAACGAUUGUGGAGAUCGAUCUGAAGAUCUCUCUUGAUCGUGGCGUUCCCCCGUCAGUCGAUUUGGAUGAGUGCGAUUGCGACGCUCCAUCCAACUGGGAUGACUCUGAAUUAUAUGAAACCAUGGAGAAUAACCCAGCACCUUUGAGUACUGCAAGAUACACCCGCAGCUUCUACCAAUGCUUGCUUUCGAAAACAUUGGAGCUUCGAUAUCGGGUCGCGAAGAAAAUCAAUACCUUACGGUUCGACUUAUCAUACGACGAGACUCUCCGAAUAAGCGAGGAUCUGUGUCGGUCAAUGAAAACCGCAUCCGAUCUAUUUGAAGACAAUGCAAAUGGAAUCAAUCCUUCCGAUGCCGCCCGCCACCGAUUUGCUCAGUCUCUGCACCUGUUUAUAAUGCGCAAGUUCCUACUUGCCCUCCACAGACCUUUCUGUCUGAGCGUUGUGCGACUACCGAAAUGCUCUUACUCUCGAAAGGUCUGCCUCGAAAAAUCUCUAGAGAUUCUAUCGCAGAUGGAGCUUCCUACCCCUUCCGACCCAAUUCUUUACCCCCACAUCACACAAUUAGGAAGUGGUAUGUUCUGCGAUGAAACCUUCCACGCAGCUAUUACGGUUUGUGUGGAGUUAUCCCUCCAAGCUCAAGAAAUGAGCCAAGCAUCCGGUCCAGCAAUGGAAGGAAUGAACACGAGCGUGUUACUCAGCAUGGUACAAUCACAGCAAAACGUGAUGCUACAAGCAGUUGAGCGCAGCCUUGACGACUUCGGACGAAGAGUCGGUAGUGGCACUGGCAAAGGUAGCAAGCCAUACUUCUUCUUAAGUCUGAUUCUGGCAUCCGUCAAGUCUCGCAUCAAGGGAGAAGAUCCCUUCUGUAUGAUUGAGGCAGCAUCCAAGCGAUCCGUUCGGGUCGGCCGAGGCAUCGUGAGCGGCCUUUCAUUUGACGAGGCGUUGGCGAGUGCGGACCGACCGCCUCCACAGGUGAGCUUCCCAUUCUCUUCUUCUUACGAAGAAGCUUUGCUUAUGUGGAAUUAUCAGCCUGCUAUUUCUCUGGAUGGUCCAAUUGAGACCACUCCUCUCUCUGUAUCUUCUAUUGAUUUUGAUUUCCCUUCUUUGUUGUCUGCGGACUUUGGUGAUUUUGCACCGCUUGAUUUGGGGGGUUGGUUUGACGGUUUGGAUACUGGUGGCGCGGAGCUCUGGGACAACAACCUUUUUACGGACUUGCCGCAAAUUUAA